GAUAACAACCGUAACAAAUCUUACUCAGUCAGCACAGAGGCUGCAUUAAGUUCAUGACUCUGAAAUCGACCGGUGAUCAACAGAAAAUCCAUGAAGGGAAUAAGAUACAAUAAGAAAAAUGCGCGCCUAAAUCAAGUUUGAAGGGUCUCGAGCGCAAGGCUACGUGAAAAAUACAAAUAAAUUCUAAGCACAGUACCAAGGAUAUCCUAGAUCGUUUUUGAUGACAGGUGAAGGUGGAUGCAGUCUGAAGGAAGAUAUUUUAUCUUGACCAAGAUUUUUUUUAAGUCAUUGAUUUGACUUUACCUUUGAAACGACAUUUUUGUCUGGAGUCACAGAAGGGAGGUAUGAGUGGAGGUCGUUUUGAAUUUGAUGAUGGCGGAGCUUAUUGUGGUGGUUGGGAGGGUGGCAAAGCCCAUGGGCAUGGGAUCUGCACCGGACCUAAAGGACAGGGCGAGUUCUCCGGCUCCUGGAAUUACGGGUUUGAAGUAGUUGGAGUGUACACCUGGCCAAGCGGAAACACCUUUGAAGGCUUCUGGUCGCAAGGGAAGCGCCAUGGUCUAGGAGUUGAGACUAAAGGACAUUGGGUUUACAAGGGAGAAUGGACUCAUGGCUUCAAGGGGAGAUAUGGCUUGCGUCUGAGUGUGGGUAGUGGAGCAAAAUAUGAAGGAACAUGGAAUAACGGAUUGCAAGAUGGAUAUGGCACAGAGACAUAUGCUGAUGGAGGCACAUUUCAGGGCCAGUUUACUGGCGGUAUGCGAAACGGGUACGGAGUCCGUCAGAGCGUGCCCUACGGUAUGGCGGCGGUGGUUCGCUCCCCUCUCCGCACCUCCCUCACCUCCCUCCGCAGCGAGCACAGCAACGGCACCUUGCUCCAGCAGGAUGUCCCCGCCAUCACCACCACCAACGUCGCCGGCCAGGAGACCCGGGUCACCACGCCCACCCAGCUGGGGCCCUCCCGGGGCGGCUUCGCCCUGACACUCCAGGUGGACCCGGACGCCGUUAAACCCAAGAAGAAGGGCCUGUUCCGAAGGGGGUCUCUCCUGGGGAAACUAAAGAAGUCAGACUCCCGUACGUCCUUAUCCAGCGUGAAGAGCAAGUUAAGCUUCCUGGGAUCGAGGAGCGAAUCAGCGCUAAGUUCUGCUGCCAGCAAUGUGGCCUGUGAUGCCAACUCCACCAUCAGUCUGGGAGACGAGAGCCUGGCCGGGGCGGAUGAAUUCCCCCCCGUGGAGGCCGACAUCGAUGCCACCACCACAGAGGUCUACAUGGGGGAGUGGAAGAACGACAAGCGCUCGGGCUAUGGAAUAAGCGAACGGUCCAGUGGUCUGAGGUAUGAGGGUGAGUGGUUGGACAACCAGCGACACGGCUAUGGAUGCACUACCUUCACGGAGGGGGGCAAGGAGGAGGGAAAGUAUAUGAACAAUAUGCUGGUGAAGGCCAUGAAGAAAAGGGUGAUCCAACUGAAGGGCACCAAGAUCCGGCAGAAGGUGGAGCGCAGUGUGGAGGGAGCUCAGCGUGCCUCUGCCAUCGCCAAACAGAAAGCAGAGAUCGCUGCUUCCAGGACGACCCAUGCUAAGGCCAAGUCAGAUGCUGCUGAUCAGGCCUCUCAGGCCUCUAACCAGGAGUCCAGCGUCGCCAGGUUGGUGGCCAGGGAACUAUCCCCUUCCUUCUAUCAGCCAGGCCCAGAGUACAUGAAGAAGAGAGCGCUACAGGAGAUCUCAGAUGGCAAUGGGAACCCAGACCCUAUAAUGCAUGAGCCACUGUUAGCAGGGCAGCCACCGACACCCGCUGAAAGCCCAAUGCUGCCCGACAGGCCUGGCUACUCUCCAGCCCGCACACCCUCCCCCAGCCCGGCUGUGACCCAUCCAGCGUCCAGGCACUCCAAGCAGGGCAACGUCAGCAAAGAGGACCCCCAUCUCCUCGGCCCUGCUGGCUGGAACGGGGACAAAGGUGGUGGAAGUCGGGGGAGCAGCCGUCCCAAUAGCAGAACCAACAGCCGGCCCAGCACUCCCGCCCCUGCCGCUGCUCCCCCUGAAGAGCGCCUCGCUACUGCCCCCAUCCCUAGCAGCCGGGGGUCCUCCCGCGCCUCCAGCCGCUUGAGCAACAAGGUAGAGCAGGGCUCUGACCUGGAGAUCAAGCCCCUGGAGAAGACGGCAUCUGAGGCUAAAGUGUCCGAAGCUGCUCCCUCGAUAAGGACCAGUGUCGCCUACUCAGAAGAAGAAAAAGAAGCCCCACCCCCUUCUCCCGCCUCCAACGUGUCUUCCAAAGCUGCCCUCACCCCCAAGCCUAAAUCGGCAGAGCCCAAACAAAGAACAGAGUCGGUCAAUGAACGACCUGUGUCCACCAUAUCUGAGAGCAAACUAGAGUCCAGUGCCCAGUCUGUCAAUAAAGUGUCACCCAAGCCUUCGCCAUCACUCAAGCCAUUGACGAAACGGGAGGCCAGUCCAGCUUCAAAACCUGCCACACCUGCACCUACACCAGUGCCUAAAGCUGCCAAGCCAGCCCCUAAGGUUGAACACAAAGCGGAGGCCAAGCUGAUGAAGAUCAUGGUGAAGAGCCCAAGUACAAGUGAAGUUACAGAACUAGUAGAAUUUGAGCAGAGACCGAACACCAUCAUGAUAACCAUGGUGAUUCUGCUCAACAUUGGCCUGGCCAUUCUCUUCGUACACAUCUUGUCAUGAGACACUGUCGACCCAGGUCACCACCUUGCAGUGGUGUUGAGGUAAGAUGACCCACAUUUGUAAGCAAGGACCAUACAGAACAAAGAGACUGCCAAGAAACACACGCCUUAUGUGAAGGAAGCUGACGACAGCUCCUCCACACACAGCCUCUUGUUGAUGUGACUGUGUUGAGGCUCUUUAAGGCUAAUCUGCUUUUCAGAGGCUUGGAAUCAGAGGAUGCUGGUGGGAGGAGUUAUAGGAGGACGGGCUCAUUAAUGGCUGGAAUGGAAUUAAUGGAGCGGUAUCAAACACAUCAACCAUAUGGAAACC
Messenger RNA from Coregonus clupeaformis (lake whitefish), 2987 nucleotides. RefSeq names its product junctophilin-2-like. The transcript has 6 exons. Bases 345 to 2678 code for a protein of 777 amino acids. Gene Ontology annotation, cellular component: junctional membrane complex; sarcoplasmic reticulum; plasma membrane. Lineage: Eukaryota; Metazoa; Chordata; Actinopteri; Salmoniformes; Salmonidae. The record is from RefSeq and is a predicted model, not a curated record.